AUGGUGAAGACUCUGGUGACAAUUGCCAGCGUGGGCAGUGGCAUCGGAAUUCUGGCUUGUCUUUUUACUCUCGCCUUCAUUUUCAAUGAUAUUGACGCGUUCUAUGAUGAUGUUCUUGACACUAUGACUGAGUUUAAGGUGAGUUUAUUCAGUUCUUUUCACAAUUUGUGCAUCAAAAAGUUCAGCUUAACGAGCAACACGCAUGGAAUUCGAUGGUGAAGCCGUCAGGCAUGUUCAAAAAUGAGCAUAGAGUCAAAAGAACAUCCCCACCCCAGUGCAACUGUGGCUCACAGUCGUCUGGCUGCCCGGCGGGGCCUCCUGGACCACCGGGAGCGCCUGGAGUCGCUGGAGACGACGGAGAAGCAGGACAGCCCGGAAAACCAGGCGCCAAUGGAGUGGCGAUUGGAGUUGGAGGGGGUAACGGGCCGUGUAUCACUUGCCCGCCCGGAGCGCCUGGACCUGCUGGACCUCAGGGAGCUCCUGGAGCUCCGGGAGCAGCUGGAGAACAAGGGCCUGCGUCUAUUGGAGGAGGCCAAGGACCUGCUGGGCCACCAGGACCAUCUGGAGACGCUGGAGCGCCAGGGCCUGCGGGAGCACCGGGAGCACCAGGACAACCAGGAAACGGAAUACAGCAGCCACGCUAUCUGCCAGGACCGCCAGGACCGCCAGGGCCUGCUGGAGCCGUUGGAGCCCCAGGACAAGCUGGAAAAGCCGGAGGAGCCGGAGAGCCAGGACCUGCGGGACCACCAGGACCCCCUGGGGCACCAGGAAAUGCGGGAGAGGAUGGUGCUAAUGGAACGCCGGGCGGCUCGGGAUCACCGGGAGGAGACGCUGCCUAUUGCCCGUGCCCGCCUCGUUCGGUCAAGCAAACGAGUGUCAUGAAUUACAAGCGGCAGGCGAAGAUUGUUGUAGCCUGAAAAAUUGUGUAUUAAGUUUGUGUAGUCUUGAAUAAAAUUAGUUUCAACAACUUCUUGUAUACUUUAUGAAUCAUAUCCGGACGCUUUCCUGCCCAUAAUUCCUUCAGAUUCGUUGUUCUCAAGCGAUCACAUUAUGUAUAAUGAUCAAAAAGCGGACAGAGUGGAGUUCUGUCCAGUCUACUGAACAAUUUGCUGAUUAACGAGACGGAGAGACUUCAACUGAGAUAGUAUUGGAAUCAAAGUGACUCACAUGCUUGGAGUGUACUUCUUAGUCCAAUUCCAAUAGAUUUCUGUGACGAUUACUAUACUUUUAGAGUAUUUCGAGAGAACCCACACUUUAUUCUCAUUUUUGUAGAGAGCACAAUUGUCGCAAUAAUACGAGUAUAAAUAGGGGUGUCGCUCUGAAAAACGCGUUUGAAUAACAACAUGGACGAGGCGACUAUUCAGACAGCAUUUGUCUUGCUUCCAGUAAUAAUGAACUCAUCCUCUCACUAAUAGCAGUUUCAAUUUACAGACAGCACUGAUCGGGGUGAUCCUCAACUGGUCCGUAUACUACAGUAUUCACAAACUUUCCACCUUCAAUCACUCGUUCGGUUUCCUGACGGCCAAUCAAACAUUAGCCGAUGCUCUUCAUUCGACCGUCUUCUUGUUCUUCUUCUGUCCGAUGGUUUUACUGUGAGUUUGACUCGAGACAUGACGAGAGAUGGAAAUGUUUGCAGCGAUCAACCUCUCCUCAAAGCCUACUCUUAUCAUUGUGGCUUCCUCUUUUUAUUUUUCUCCGAACUCUCAAUUCUAACACAUUUGACGAUUUCGCUGAACCGAUUCCUUGCCGUCUUUACCCCGUAUCACUAUGAAGACGUGUUCAAUAACACGAGAACUAAGAUUGUAAUCGUGGGACUAUGGGUUUUCACCGCUUCAGUCGCACUCUUGUUCUAUGAAAGUGAGUUCACGAUGAAGCUGGGCACACACACCCACAACACGACAAUUGCAGAGCUUUGCCAUCUUUACUACGACGAGCACAUUCAUUUUCUAACAUUUGAGAACACAAAACUGUGUGGCCUCAUCGGAUGGUAUGGCGACUUUCUGAAGAACGCAACAAUUGUGGCUAUCGUCAUGUGUAUAGACAUGCUAACUGUGAUGAGAGUCAGAUUUGUCUCCAGAAAAGUUUCGUUCUUUUUCCAACAAUUCAAACACUCUUUUUAA
Molecule: messenger RNA, 2120 nt
Organism: Caenorhabditis sp. 36 PRJEB53466
Lineage: Eukaryota; Metazoa; Nematoda; Chromadorea; Rhabditida; Rhabditidae
Source: the annotation of a GenBank genome assembly